GUUGUGUACGUACAUGUCGUUAUCUUUGGUUGAGGAAGCAUUUUCUGAAAGUUGUCUCUGCCCAACUUCACCCUUCCAGCGAGCGACCGUGCGCCACAGUGACAUUUUUCAUGUUACUCUUGUUAUGACAAUCCAUGAUAGCCCUAAACAAGGGUUGUCGUUAUUGCGCGUUUAAGACUAUCUUGUUUAUUUAUUCUGUUGUGCCUUCUGCCUCGUGUUCUACUUCACAGGAGAGGGCAAAGAGUCCUUUCCAAGUUAAACGAGCCAACUCACCGCUUAGUCACCGACUUUAUUGCUACAUUCUCACUCCCUGUCUGUGUGAGUGAAUGAGUAACUCUGUUCCAGUUAAUUGCAAAACCGCCACGGCUACUCAACAUAGACAUUUUUGGUAAUAAAAAGUAACGGUCUUUAAUUUGUCAAUAUGGUUGAUAUUAUUUCGCAUUGUGUUGGGCAAGUCAUUCCCGGGAUAGACCGAAAUGUAGCCGCGAGAAAGGGAGACAGGAAAUUGCUUGUUCAUCCUUUAUCAGCAGAAGUGGACGUUGCCCACCAUGCCUGUGGACAGCUCUCGAUCUUCUGUCUUCACAUACCAGUCAGCAGUUCACAGUGACCAUGUGCUGCGCUGCCUUGACGAGCAGAGACUCCGGGACAUGCUGUGUGACGUGACGGUGGUGGUUGAGAGCAGGAGUUUUCGAGCACAUCGCUCAGUCCUGGCAUCAUGUAGUGACUACUUCAGUGCCCGCUUCUCAAGUCAUGGAGAGGCUGGAGUGGUCAUCAGCUUACCUGAUGAGGUGACUGUGGAGGGGUUCGAGCCUCUGCUUCAGUUUGCCUACACAACCAAACUCCUUUUCACAAAAGAAAACAUCUUGGAAAUUCGCAGCUGUGUUUCCGUCCUGGGCUUCAAGAACCUGGACAACUCGUGCUUUGAUUUCCUCAUUCCCAAGUUCUUUGACAACACCAAAAAUGCUACGACCCCGCCACGCAAAACAUGUUGUAGAAUGAAGAAGAAAUGUCCUAAACCAGCAAAGGACUCUUUUGCUUCGAACACCGACAGCGAUGUUGACACCUAUAAACCAAUCUCACCCGCCACCCUGGAUGAAGAGGAGCAGCAGACCGGAACCGCUUCCCGACUCCUGGAUCAUCCACAGCAAAGCUGUGAUGAUGCCAGUCUAGACGUGAACACACAGACAGACUACUCUCUUCUGUGCAAGUACCGCAAGUUUCAGAUGGCGUGUUUGGAGGCCUGUGGCCCUGAGAUGGCUUCCAUGUCCCCGGCCACAGCAGAGGACAGUUGCUCCUUGAGCUGCAUGCCCCACACCAAGGAUUCAGAGGAGCCCACAUCAAGCAAACACUUCCCUGUGACAGAGGGGUUUGACUUUCUUGCCUCAAGUAGCUCACAGACAAAGCCUCCUCCCUCUCAGGGCUCCAAGGCCUCAUGUUGUGGACAAACGUGUGGGCUGAGCUGUGGUGAGUCUGUGGGAUCCAAAAAGGUAAAGAUUGAGGAUGGGGCAGAGGAGCUCUUGGAGACGAGCAGUGUUGAAGAACAGAAGCCAGAGUUGAAGAACGUGUCGGGAGACGGAGAGAAACUUGUCCUCGUGGAGUCCCACACGCCCGGUCCCUCCUGCAGCGACUGGCAGCGAGACACGGAGAGUGAGCAGACGGGAGCUGAGAGAAGCAGCAUCGAGCAGGAGGUAGCAGAGCACCUGGCCAAGGGUUUCUGGUCAGAGACCUGGCCAUCGAAGCCCUCGGCUCCCCUCCACUGGCUCAAGCAGCUGGACCAAGGCAUCAACGAUCGAGACUGCCCCUUCCUCCGGGACCUCGGGGCUGUGGGUGCCCGUGUGCCCGAUGGCGAGGAGGCCAGCAGAGCCCAGGGCAGCCCCGAUGUCUCCUCGCAAAACUCGGGUGAGGACUCGGACAGCCUGGACACAGAGGGGGACAGCGAGUUCUACAACAGCGAGAAAGCAUGUGAGCUCCCAUUCUCCGUGGAGCGGAUCGCAUCUCUGAGCCGGAAUGACUUCCAGCAGAUGCUGAAGAUUCAGUGUCUGACACGGGAGCAGCUGGAUUUUGUGCAUGACGUGCGCCGGCGCAGCAAGAAUCGCAUUGCUGCGCGCCGCUGCCGCAAGCGGAAGCUGGACUGCAUCCACAAUCUGGAGUGUGAGAUUGAAAAACUGAGGACCGAAAAACAUAAGCUCACUACUGAGAGGGACCGGUUGGACCAGCAGCGUCUGAAGACGUGGCAGAGGUUCUCAGGCCUCUAUGAGAAGGUCUGCUGUGAGGCGGCACUGAGACCGGAGCAGCUCCAAGUUCUGGCCAAGUACUCCCCCUCCGCCUGUCCACUCUUCGCCCUCCUCUCCCCCCUCAAAUCCACCUCAGCUCAGCCCCAGGUGCUCUCAGAGGCCCAGGACCCAGCGGCAAUGGCCUGCGCCUUAGGCCUCUCUCAAGCUGGCAGCUGCGGUGAACCCUCCAUGAGCUUUCCGAUGGAUGCUGUAUUGGGUGGGGGUCAAACUACUCCCCAGGCUCUGGUGCCCCUGGGCCCCACACCCACACCCACCUUCUCCGGGGGGAGCCUAACCUCUUCCACAGAGGGGAUUGGUGCUGGGGCCCUCACAAGCAUGCGUCCCGAGCCCGUCAGUAAGCUCAUUACAUACAAGUAGCCUUGCACUGCCCACUGUCCAAAAUGGGGGUCAAAAACAAGACCUACAAGACCUACAGACUGUUGUAGGGUGGAAACACAUUUUCUGUGUUACCUUGACAAUAUGACACGACUUUUGUCAUGAUAAAUACUAUCACUACCAUGGGUUUAGAUGUUUGUUUGUUUGUUUGUUUGUUUGUUUAUUGUUUUGUAUCAGUGCACUCUUUCUCUUACACAUUUUGUUUGUUCCAAUUUUGAAAAUGAAUAUUUUUGCCUCUUUAUUGUUUAAAUGUGUCAGCAUUUGUGGUACUGUGGAAGGAGAUUGUGUGUUUGAGUGUGUGUAUGAAUGUGCGUGUGUGUCUAUGUAUGUGUGUAUGAAUGUGUGUGUGUGUGUGUGUGUGUGUGUGUGUGUUGCAGUGUUCCUAUCACCCGCAUCAUUUUGAUUACGAUUAUCAGUGUUUGAAAAGGUGACCCUGUGAAAAUGUUGCAUUCUGUGUCUCUCUGUGUACUUGUGCGUAUCACUCAACCAGGGACAUGCCUCCAGUAGGCUGCAGGCGUCUGCUCUUCUCCCCUCAUCCCCAGACGGUCAAUGCAGAAUGCAUGACACUUUCUUGUCUCAGGCGCAAGAGUGGGAUAGUAGAAUUAUUUUAGAAGCUUAACAGCUCUCCUGAAAGGAAUCCUAGGUGACCAACAACAACAACAAAAUACAACACACUGUUCUUGAAGAUCAUGGACCUAAGGGUUUGUGUGUGGACCAAAGUUGUGGGGGUUUGGCCUGUGUUACAGUGAGUCCAACUACUGUGCUUCCCAGGAUCAAGUAUGUGCAUGUUAGUGAUCAAGGAAACCUAAGACCAUCGAUAGGACAUUGACUCAAAUAGUGGUCCUGGUUAAUGUUUAAAAUGUGUGAUGUUGCAAAGAAAUUUGCACUUGAACUUAAUGCUGAGAUGCUGAAAUCGGUCAACUAUGCCAUGACUGCAGAGUUGUUCUUAAAAACUAAACUUAAUACAUUGGUGCUGUUAUGAGCUGUUUGAUAAAAAAACAGGUAGCUAUGUUGUUUUGUUAUAAUUAAUCAGCUCUUACUCUUUUGUAUAUCUAAUCUGUUUUUGAGAAAUUCUUUUUCCACUGUUUGUUAAUUCAGUUUUUUUUGGUUGGGUCCAAAUAUUAACUCACUUAUGUUGCAAGACACAAUAACAAAGUGAAUAAAAUGAUCAUAGUCUUAAUUUA
This is a messenger RNA of Clupea harengus (Atlantic herring), 3853 nucleotides long. RefSeq names its product BACH transcriptional regulator 1b (gene bach1b). Gene Ontology annotation, biological process: regulation of transcription by RNA polymerase II. The record is from RefSeq and is a predicted model, not a curated record. Gene Ontology annotation, molecular function: DNA-binding transcription factor activity, RNA polymerase II-specific; protein binding; RNA polymerase II cis-regulatory region sequence-specific DNA binding. NCBI's taxonomy places the organism in Eukaryota, Metazoa, Chordata, Actinopteri, Clupeiformes, Clupeidae.